UGUCGUCCCCUCGCGUCUGGGCGGCCGCGCUGCUGUUGUGGUAGGACUGGAGACUUGAUGCAGACGCCACGAGUCGAAUGGUUUGUCUCCAAAGGGCAGCGCCUCCCCAUUGGUCAGUCGCCCCCUGACGUCACAGGCGCACGGCUUCUACUGGUGUGUGCGCCGCUCGCCGAGUUCUUCGCCUACCUUCGGCAACUCCAAUCCCAGCCUGGAGCUGCAGCCGGGGGCCGCGCGGCUCCGCGCGCAGGGCUGCCGGGGAGGGAGGUACCUCCGCCCGGCGGGCCGCCGACGCCUCCCGCCGCAGCUUGCGCCCCCAAACCCGGAGCCUCAGUUCCCAGUACCGCAGCUGUGGAGCAGCCGGGCCGGAGGCCGCUCUCUCAGUCCCCUCGCACCCCAGCAGGCUGCCUGUUUUCAGAAGCAGUGCCCUCUGCAUUUAAAGCGAGGCCCCCUCCCUUGACCUCCUCUCCACACACCACCCCCCAGUCCCACCGUAGUCCCGCGGGAGGGCCCUGUCACCAUGUAUUUCUCUAGACGUACUUUAUUGAAACCACAGAGGGAAGAAGACCCCCACACCUGGGCCCCAUCCCUUGGUUUGGGGGUGGUAGAAAAAAAGAAAAAUGAGACCCUGUUUUGGCGAGGUUCCUGCCGUUUCAGGCCGUAGUUCCUAUAUAUUGGACAAGAAAGGGGGAGAAUAUUUUUCCCCCAGAACGCAGCAGCCUGUUCUGAAAGCGAAUCGUUGGAGGACUGACAGUAAUGCAUUUUUUCCUAUUGAAAACAGAAGCUACUGUAAUGCUUUCAAAUAUAUGCAAAUGAUACAUGCGGUUAGUGGUUUGGCAAAUCUUGAUUACAAUAUAAACUACCCAAGUAAAAGUGCCUUCGUCCUAAAU
Mustela erminea (ermine) is the source of this 887-nucleotide messenger RNA. RefSeq names its product atherin-like. The coding region runs from base 58 to 531 and encodes 157 amino acids. The transcript is spliced from 2 exons. Lineage: Eukaryota; Metazoa; Chordata; Mammalia; Carnivora; Mustelidae. The record is from RefSeq and is a predicted model, not a curated record.